Messenger RNA from Prunus avium (sweet cherry), 1841 nucleotides. The record is from RefSeq and is a predicted model, not a curated record. NCBI's taxonomy places the organism in Eukaryota, Viridiplantae, Streptophyta, Magnoliopsida, Rosales, Rosaceae.
UUUAUUUAUUAAAUUACGUGACCUAGUUUAUGUCUUAAAAAGUUUAUAAAACAAUGAAAAGACAAGGUAAGCCAACCAUUCUCAGUCGUGAGCCUCACGACCUUAUCACCACCAAGGUUCUUUCUCAACAUGAAAAUACUUCAACACCCUCCUCCUCUUCUUCUAGCCACCAACAGACAGUGAUCUCAAUCUUCAUUAAGUACCUUCUCAAACCACCAAACCCAAGUAUACUUUUCUUUCUUCUUCCAUUUUCAUUCCCUAAACACCAAAAGCUUCACAGUUUUCAUUUGAUCGCCAUGGAAUUGGACAACCACCACCACAACAAACUGAUCAAGCCACCCCACAUCGCCAUUGUCCCUAGCCCAGGCAUAGGCCACCUCAUCUCCCUCGCCGAACUAGCCAAACGACUCGUCGUCCACUGUAGCUUCACCUUCACAUUCAUCAUCCCAAAUGACGGGUCGCACUUGGCACCUCAAAAGAAAGUCCUUGAAGCCCUAGAUCCCCAAGCCAUAUCACACAUCUUCCUCCCUCCUGUGAGCUUCCAUGACCUCCCUGAGGACGUUAUAAUCGAAACCAAAAUCGCCCUCACCAUGACUCGGUCCCUCUCGGCUCUACACGACUCGUUUAAGGUCCUAGCCGAGUCAACUCGGCUAGUGGCACUUGUUGUAGAUCUUUUUGGCGCGGACGCCUUUGAUGUGGCCAAUGAAUUCCACGUGUCCCCUUACAUUUUUUUCCCCUCUUCAGCUAUGGGCUUGUGGCUUAGUUUUCAUCUCCCACACCUUGACGAGACCACUACUUAUGAGUAUAAGGAUUUGCCUGAAAAGGUUCAACUUCCGGGUUGUGUUCCUCUUCACGGUCGGGAUUUCCCGGACCCUUUUCAGGACCGGUCCAAUGAGGCCUAUAAAGCGAUUAUUCAGAUUUGCAAGAAGUAUAGGUCGGCUGCUGGGAUCAUGGUCAAUAGCUUUGUGGACUUGGAACCGGGUGCUUUCAAGGCUUUCAAGGAGCAAGGACAAGGUUUUCCACAGGUUUACCCGGUUGGACCGGUAAUAAAGACCGAUUCAGCUGAUGGUUUUGAAGAGAAUGAGUGUUUGAAGUGGCUCGACAAGCAGCCCAAUGGGUCAGUAUUGUUUGUUUCAUUCGGGAGUGGUGGGAGUUUCUCACAAGAGCAAAUGACUGAAUUAGCCUUUGGACUUGAAUUGAGUGGGCAGAGGUUUAUUUGGGUUGUUAAGAGCCCAAAUGAGACAGCUAAAAAUGCAAGCUAUUUUAGUAUCCAAGGCACUGAGGACCCUUGUGGUUUUUUACCGCAUGGGUUUUUGGAGAGGAUCAAAGAGGUGGGCCUAGUGGUCCCAUCUUGGGCCCCACAAGUGCAAGUGCUGAGUCACGGGUCUACGAGUGGGUUUUUGACCCAUUGCGGGUGGAACUCAACAUUGGAGAGUAUUGUGCAUGGUGUGCCUUUGAUUGCUUGGCCGCUCUAUGCAGAGCAGAAGAUAAACAAGGUGCUACUAGUUGAUGGUUUGAAGGUUGCUUUGGGGGUGCAAGUGAAUGAGAAGGGCAUAGUUGAGAGGCAAGAUAUUGCAAAGGAUGUUAGGGCACUGAUUGAAGGAGAUGAAGGGAAAUUGCUAAGGAGCAAAAUGAAAGAGCUUGAAGAGGCAGCCAAAGUGGCUUUGACCCAAGAAGGGUCUUCAACCAAGUCACUUGCUGAGGUGGCUCAGAUAUGGAAGGGCCUCAAGAUCUAAUGUAACCUAGCUAAUGUGUAAAUUAAUAAUGGUUUCAUUACAGAUGGAAUGAACAUAUGUGGUUUCCUUGGCCUUUAUCUUAAUUGAAAAUAAUUUGUUAUCUUU